Molecule: messenger RNA, 1901 nt
Organism: Triticum urartu
Lineage: Eukaryota; Viridiplantae; Streptophyta; Magnoliopsida; Poales; Poaceae
Product: rust resistance kinase Lr10-like
Biological process (GO): protein phosphorylation
Molecular function (GO): polysaccharide binding; ATP binding; protein kinase activity
Source: RefSeq, a predicted model, not a curated record
UCUUCAACCAAGCCAAAACAAGAGCUAAACAAUCGAUCAGAUAUCCGUCGAUGCCUCCAUGGUGGUUGCUGCUGCAUUUUCUGGCCGCUGUUCUUGCCAUGGAUGUUGAGGGGCGACAAGAUAGGUACGCCUGCCCUCCUUUUUCUUGCGGCCAUCUCCAGGACGUCCACCACCCUUUCCGCCUGCGAGGCGAUCCAACCAAGUGCGGUUCUCCGUCAUACGAGCUGGUUUGCGCCGGCGACCGGGCUACAAUUCAGAUCAACACAGGGACAUACUUGGUCACCGAGAUCAACUACGGACGUUCAUACAUGUGGGUCGUGGACGCCAACCUUGACAUGAGCAGCAGCUGCCCUCUUCCUCGCUGGGACCAGCGUCCCUACCUAAAUGGUCUCCAGGGGCCUGAUGGACUGGUCGAUUUGAUCCCCCCCGUGGUUACAUGGGCCAACUUUGUGAAUUGUUCACGGGCGAUCACCAACAGUAGUGACUACAAACCGGUGGUUUGUCUGAGCACCAGCACUUCUUUCGUCUAUGUGCUGAUCGACUCUUAUUAUGUUGAGAAGCUUAAGCCUUCUUGCGGGUACUUGGCCAUGGCUGCCUUGGGUGAUCAGAGCAUGCUAUAUGAUAACGCAAGCCACGAAACUCUGGUAGGAUCCCUCAGGGGAGGAUUUCCUGUUUUGUUUCCUUUCAGUUAUGAGAGGAGGCCUGGGAGCUUCAGGGGCUGCCUGAAGGAUAAUAUUCGUUCCAAUGAACACCUUAGCUCGCUACGCUUUGCAAUAGUAUACUCCCCGGCGAUGUUGAAGUUCAUUGCUGGAGUAUGCAGGUUCGUGGUUGCUCCCCUGGUGGUACUGUUCUUCCUGGCCCACAAAUAUUGGAAAACAAGAAUCACAAUUGAUGCGGUCGAGAAGUUCUUACAAAUGCAGCAAGUGAUCGGCCCAACAAGGUAUGCUUACACAGAUAUUGUCGCGGUCACAAGCCAUUUCAGAGACAAGCUAGGUCAGGGAGGCUAUGGCUCCGUGUACAAGGGCAUUCUGCUCCCAGGCGAUGUCCAUGUGGCCAUCAAGAUGCUGGACGGUAAAUCCUGCUGCGACGGAGAAGAUUUCAUCAGUGAGGUCUCCACCAUCGGCAGAAUCCACCACGUCAAUGUGGUCCGUCUGGUCGGGUUCUGCUCGGAGGAAAUGAGGAGGGCGCUAGUCUACGAGUAUAUGCCCCAUGGUUCUCUUGAUAAGUACAUCUUCUCGGCCGAGAAGAGUUUCUCCUGGGACAAGCUCAAUGAAAUUGCCUUGGGCAUUGCUAGAGGAAUCAACUACCUGCAUCAAGGAUGCGACAUGCAGAUUCUACACUUUGACAUCAAGCCGCACAACAUCCUUCUUGACACCAAUUUUGUCCCAAAAGUUGCCGAUUUUGGCCUUGCCAAGCUAUACCCAAGGGACAACAGUUUUGUGCCGUUGAGCGCCCUACGGGGAACAAUCGGGUACAUAGCUCCUGAGAUGGUAUCCCGGAGCUUUGGCAUCAUAUCUAGCAAGUCAGAUGUUUACAGCUUCGGGAUGCUGCUGUUGGAGAUGGCUGGAGGACGCAGGAACGCUGACCCGAACGCGGCAAACUCAAGCCAGGCAUUCUACCCAUCGUGGGUGUAUGACCGCCUAACUAAACAUGAACCGGGUGAGAUAUCUGCUGAGAUGCAUGAAUUGGAGAGGAAGCUGUGCCUUGUUGGUCUGUGUUGCAUCCAGAUGAAGUCCCACGAUCGGCCAGAGAUGAGCGAAGCCAUAGAGAUGCUCGAAGGGAGCGUUGAUAGCAUGCAGGUGCCUUCAAGGCCAUUCUUCUGUGAUGAUGAGCACAGCCCUGUAGUGGAGCCUUACCAUUUCCUCUCUGAGCUGACUACCAUUUCGGAGGAGGGUGAGUGA